Molecule: messenger RNA, 710 nt
Organism: Panicum virgatum (switchgrass)
Lineage: Eukaryota; Viridiplantae; Streptophyta; Magnoliopsida; Poales; Poaceae
Product: 60S ribosomal protein L44
Exons: 4
Coding region: 160-477 (105 amino acids)
Biological process (GO): translation
Cellular component (GO): ribosome; cytosolic large ribosomal subunit
Molecular function (GO): structural constituent of ribosome
Source: RefSeq, a predicted model, not a curated record
GACCAAGGAACAGGCCCAUCAGGCCUCUCUUCUGAGAUAUAUAUAUCUUUCCGCCGCAGCCACGCUCACUAUCGCAGCUAGGGUUUUCGGCUCUCCGAUCUCGCGCCGCCGCCAGGACUCUCAGAAGGGCGGAGAGGAGGAAGCUACAGAUCGGCAGCCAUGGUGAACGUUCCAAAAACCAAGAAAACCUACUGCAAGAACAAGGAGUGCAGGAAGCACACCCUGCACAAGGUUACCCAAUACAAGAAAGGAAAGGAUAGCCUCUCAGCUCAAGGGAAGCGUCGUUAUGACCGCAAACAAUCAGGAUAUGGUGGUCAGACAAAGCCUGUUUUCCACAAGAAGGCCAAGACAACAAAAAAGAUUGUGCUGAAGUUGCAGUGCCAGAGCUGCAAGCACUACUCUCAGCACCCGAUCAAGAGGUGCAAGCACUUUGAGAUUGGUGGCGACAAGAAGGGCAAGGGAACCUCUCUCUUCUAAGCUGAUGAUAAACUUGUUCUUUGCCCCCAAGUUGUCUGCCCGAAGUUACCAUUAGGAAUGUUCUAUGUUAUCCAUAUAGUGAGAUACAUCGAUGGCAACCCUUAUGCUUUGUAUCUGCAUCAGCUGUUCUGUUGGAUAAAUUUGGUACGAUAUUUGUAUGAGACCAGAUGAUGAAUAUGUUUUAUGCUGCAAGUUCUUAGCCAGCAUUGAUCGGGUUCUCUUACAGUGGUUAA